This is a messenger RNA of Penicillium waksmanii, 363 nucleotides long. RefSeq lists its product as uncharacterized. Gene Ontology annotation, cellular component: nucleoplasm; kinetochore. The transcript has 3 exons. NCBI's taxonomy places the organism in Eukaryota, Fungi, Ascomycota, Eurotiomycetes, Eurotiales, Aspergillaceae. Gene Ontology annotation, molecular function: protein heterodimerization activity. The record is from RefSeq and is a predicted model, not a curated record. Bases 1 to 363 code for a protein of 120 amino acids. Gene Ontology annotation, biological process: mitotic cell cycle; kinetochore assembly; chromosome segregation.
AUGGCAGCAACUCAGAAGCUGUACCCUCGGGGCACCGUCAAGCGCAUCGUAAAAGCACACUCCAACCGGACCGUGAGCAAGAAUGCCGAUAUCCUGAUUUUUCUCGACUAUAUGCUAUUUAUGCAAGAGUAUGGCCUUACCUUUCUUCCUCCGAAUCGUUUCAGUCCGAUUGCAGUGCCUCGACUUCACGAUACGCGACUACAACUACAACCCACCCCCGUUGCUACGAAGAUGCUAAUUCCCGACUUUAUCAGGUUAAUGCGCGAAGCUUCGAUCCGAUCGCGAAAGUCUGGCGAAAAGAAUAUCUCUGCGAAUGCGGUUCGGAAGGUCACUGAGAAAACACUACGCAAAUUCCAGGGAUAA